CAACGCUCGACUCCUGCAAUCCUAUUGCUUAUUACAUCUACUUGCUUAUAAGACAGAGGCAUCUUGUCAUUCUUCAUAAACCUGCAGCUAUGUCAGGUCCAUACCUUCACGGCCACCACGCCUCAGUCCUCCGCUCCCACAGCUGGCGCACCGUUGAGAACUCAGCUCCUCACCUUAUCCCCUACCUCAAGCCCGACCUCAAGAUUCUCGACGUGGGCUGCGGCCCAGGCACCAUCACAGUCGACCUCGCGUCUCGCCUCCCGCAAGGCUUCGUGUACGCCAUCGAUCCUUCUGCCGACGUCAUAGAGAAGGCACGGCAACACGCGAAAGAGAAGGGCGUCACAAACGUGCGGUUCGAGGUCGGCGACAUCUUCAACUGGCACAGCCUGGACGGCGUGGAGGAAGCCGGCUUCGACGUCGUGCAUGCACAUCAGGUACUGCAGCACCUGCAGGACCCGUUGGGCUGCAUGAAGGAGAUGGUGCGGCUCACAAAGAAAGGGGGGAUUGUAGCGGUGCGCGAUUGCGACUACGGCGCCAUGGACUGGUACCCCGAGCACCCGGGGAUGCAGAAGUGGAAGGACUUGUACAUCAAAGUCGCAUUGGGGCUGAAGGCAUAUCCGAACAUGGGCAAGAUGCUGCAUUCAAUUGCGAUGCAGGCCGGUGUUCCAAGGGAAGAUAUCGAGGCGAGUAUCGGCGCGUGGUGUUUCUCAACACCCGACGAACGGGAAUGGUGGUGCGGUCUGUGGGCGGAUCGAACGGUCAAGAGUGAUUACAAGCAAAGGGUACUGGACGGCGACCACGGCACCGAAAGCGAUCUCGAGGAGAUCUCAUCGACAUUCCGCGAGAUGGAAAAGAAGGAAGACGGCUGGUUCGCAGUCAUCAACGGCCAGAUUAUCUGUCAUGUCAGGUAAAGCAGAAGCAAGCAUACAGACCCUGUCAUUAAUUUACAGCCUUCUACUGCAUCCAAG
Messenger RNA from Boeremia exigua, 968 nucleotides. Its product is annotated as S-adenosyl-L-methionine-dependent methyltransferase. The transcript is spliced from 2 exons. Bases 90 to 911 code for a protein of 273 amino acids. The record is from RefSeq and is a predicted model, not a curated record. Lineage: Eukaryota; Fungi; Ascomycota; Dothideomycetes; Pleosporales; Didymellaceae.